This is a messenger RNA of Drosophila takahashii, 453 nucleotides long. RefSeq lists its product as uncharacterized. NCBI's taxonomy places the organism in Eukaryota, Metazoa, Arthropoda, Insecta, Diptera, Drosophilidae. The record is from RefSeq and is a predicted model, not a curated record.
AUGGCAGCCCUGAAACUUAUAAUCAUUUUCCUGAUGGCAAGUGCUGGUUUUUUGCGAGUUUCCGAGGCACAAACCUUUACCGCCGAGGAUCGCAGCUCCAUACAGAAGUUUAUGGAUUCUUUGUUGAAUUUUUUGGAACUGGAAAUAAGUAAUGCGACAACCACAACUGCCCCUUCGAAUGACACUAGUUUGGAGACCACUUCCCUGGCGCCUGGAAACUCCACUGAGGUGACAACCGAGGUUUCGCAAUCUUCAACCAACUCCACAUCAAGCGUUUCGGACAGCUCCACUUCCGCAUCCACAUCCACUUCCACAUCCACAUCCAAUUCCACAACAGCUAAUACAAAUACUACCCUAUCGACCACCACUGCCAAGCCCACAACCAUUAGAACCAGGAUUUGCUUUAAGCGUUUCUGUUAUAAGUUCAGCAACGACAAGGGCUACAUAGUGUAG